CCCCUCUCUCCGCGCUCCCCCCGCUCAAAACGCCAGCGGUGGCGGCGGAGCCCGGUUCUGUCCGUGCGGGCGGCGGCGCCUCCCGGGGCUCGGCGACAUGGAGUGUGCUGCGGCGGGAGCCGAGUUCAACAUCCUCCUCGCCACCGACUCCUACAAGGUUACACACUACAAGCAAUAUCCACCGAACACAAGCAAAGUAUAUUCCUACUUUGAAUGUCGUGAAAAGAAGACUGAAAAUUCCAAAUUAAAGAAAGUGAAAUAUGAAGAAACAGUAUUUUAUGGCUUGCAGUACAUUCUGAAUAAAUAUUUAAAAGGUAAAGUGGUGACCAAAGAGAAAAUCAAGGAAGCCAAAGAAGUAUAUAGGGAGCAUUUUCAAGAUGAUGUCUUCAAUGAAAAGGGAUGGAACUAUAUUCUAGAGAAAUAUGAUGGCCAUCUUCCCAUAGAAAUAAAGGCUGUUCCUGAGGGCUCUGUAAUUCCCAGAGGAAAUGUUCUUUUCACAGUAGAAAACACAGAUCCAGAGUGCUACUGGCUCACAAAUUGGAUUGAGACUAUUCUUGUGCAGUCAUGGUACCCAAUCACAGUGGCUACAAACUCUAGAGAGCAGAAAAAGAUUUUGGCCAAAUAUUUGCUGGAGACUUCUGGCAGCUUGGAAGGACUGGAAUAUAAACUGCAUGACUUUGGCUACAGAGGAGUUUCUUCUCAAGAGACUGCAGGAAUAGGAGCUUCAGCUCACUUGGUGAACUUCAAAGGAACAGACACUGUAGCAGGAAUAGCAUUAAUUAAAAAGUACUAUGGUACAAAAGAUCCUGUUCCAGGAUAUUCUGUUCCAGCUGCUGAACACAGUACCAUAACAGCUUGGGGGAAAGAUCAUGAAAAAGAUGCUUUUGAACACAUAGUAACACAGUUUUCUUCAGUGCCUGUAUCUGUGGUUAGUGACAGCUACGACAUUUACAAUGCCUGUGAGAAAAUAUGGGGUGAUGACCUAAGGCAUAUAAUUGAAGCCCGAAGUCCAGAGGCACCACUUAUUAUUAGACCAGAUUCUGGGAAUCCCCUUGACACUGUUCUAAAGGUCUUGGAGAUCUUGGGGAAGAGGUUUCCCAUUACAGAGAAUUCAAAAGGCUAUAAGUUGUUGCCACCGUAUCUCAGAGUUAUUCAAGGGGAUGGUGUGGAUAUCAACACAUUGCAAGAGAUUGUGGAGGGAAUGAAGAAGAAUAAAUGGAGUAUUGAGAAUAUUGCCUUUGGAUCUGGUGGAGCUUUGUUGCAGAAACUAACCAGAGACCUCUUAAACUGUUCCUUCAAGUGUAGUUACGUGGUGACCAACGGCCUUGGGAUAAAUGUCUUCAAAGAUCCUGUAGCCGAUCCCAACAAAAGGUCAAAGAAAGGACGGCUGUCGUUGCAUAGGACACCUGCUGGAGAGUAUGUGACACUUGAGGAAGGCAAGGGAGAUCUCGAAGAGUAUGGACAGGAUCUGCUCCACACUGUAUUUAAGAAUGGAAAGGUAACGAAGUCAUAUUCAUUUGAUGAAGUAAGACAAAAUGCCAGGCUGAAGAACAGUGAAUUACAAACGACAUCUCACUAAGUUCCAUUCCAUGUCUGUGUAUGUGUGUGUAACUAGUUCGUACUGCAUAGCUACUGUUUUAUUGUACAGAUUGUGUGUUUGUGUUUUAUGACAUUGUAGCCAAAUUAUUUGUUGGUUUAUGGACAUACUGCCCUAUCUUUUGCCAGUCUUUAGAAGAUGAAAUCAGGAAAUGGUACUUAACUUGUAAAACAUAUUUAAUGCUGAAGUGUGCUUUUUAGGGCCCUUUGCCAGUAGUGAUUCAAUCUGGUAUUGAUCUUUUCACAAAUGAGACAGAGCUGCAAAACUUUUUUAUAUAUAACAGAAUAUCACAAAAUGGAUUUACAUAAAAUUAUCAUGAUUGCUUUAUGUUUAUAUUUAACUUGUAUUUUUGUACAAACAAGAUUGUGUAAAAUAUAUUUAAAGUUUCAAUAAUUAAGUCUUUCCAAGUUUUCAUAAUUUUUAUGAGCACAGACUUUCAAGAAAAUAUUCAGUGGGGGGGGGGAAUCCAUUGCCUUUUGUCCAUUAAUCAGCAAAUAAAACAUGGCCUUAAAAGUUUGUUGUGACAUUGUUCCAUUUGACAACUAAAUCAGGACUCGUAUCUCAAGAUCCCAUAGAGUUGCUGACCUCACCAUUUCUUGUAGUUGUCUGUAUUAGUAAAUCUGCAUUAAACAAAAUUACUGUUCUUUUUAGAAGGUUUAGGUAUUACUGACCUUGCUGGCACAGUAAGGUAUGUAAGUGAAAUGCCAAAUUUGAAAGGAUUCUCUACUGCAACUUAACUUGCCAAGUCUAUCCCACUUGGUAUAUGCACCUCAAUAUUUUAAGAGUAAAGUUUUUAAGAGAUCUCCUCUUCCACUAUAGAAUAUAUGUGUAAAAUACAGAAGCGGUGUAUUUUAAAGUAAUUACACUUCUGGGUUUAUUUUUCAUAUACUGUAAGUGACAUGAAUUUAAAGCAAAAUACUGGACUGGGUAGUGCACUUUUUUACUUUUUUGUAUUUUUUUCAUUGAUUUGCCUUUUCUCAGACUGGAUGUUAAAUUGUAAAAAUGUUUAACUAUUUUUGUUAACAACUUUAAUAAAACUAUGCUAGCCAAACUCCUACAUGAAUGGCAGACCUGUUUCCCCUUCUCACCACAUCCUUUUGGGGUGAGGAGGGGCUUUUAUUUUGCAGAGGGUAACUGUAAAACAAUGUGUUUGAGAGAUACUUUUGAACUGUCUGCACUUGAUUGUAUUUGCUCUCUGCAUAUGCUUGCUAUAAGUAUCUGCUGGAAAAUGAAACUGUUGAGGAUUUUAUUUGAGAAGCUAUGUAGUAACCUCUGAAAUAUUUGAUAGUACUGUAGGAUGGCUCUCACUAGAAAAGUACCUCCCUAACUUAAAGACAAAAAACAACAGCAAAAGCAAACAGUUCCUGUUCUGCUGGUGAUCAUCUAUCACCCAAUUGCUUAAUAUACUGAUGUUAUUAAUGCUUCUAAUUAGUAGAUGAUGUUACUGGAAAAUGUUAAAGCCUAAGAUAAUUUAAGCCUACAAAGUUUUAUAAAACAUGCUUUUAAAGGAAGAUUGAAAAGCCAUACUUCAUUGUUCUUACUCUCUCACCAAAAAGGGCCACAUCAAGGCAUCCAUAAUAUUUCCAGGGUUUGUGGUUAAGAUGUUUAUGCCCAGUCUAAAUAGUUCUUGUUAAUAAAAACCUGUUUUUUUCACUUGUAGUGUAUGUAAUUAUACAUUUAAGUGAUGUAUUGUUUCAAGAAUAGUGUUUUAGUAAAACUAAAUGCUGACCUUUGACACUGAGGAACUGCCUUCCCUUAGAUAUUAAUUAUAUUGUUUGGUUUUGGCCCGGAAAGAUUUUCAAUCUGGACUUAGGAUCAGUAGCAGGUAAAUAGUACAGAGCCUAUUUCACUCCUCCACAUGUGUACUUGGGAAUUUUAUGAUGUAUGGUUUAAAAAACAAUAAAGUAAAUGCUGCUUUCAUUCUGUACCAAUAAAAAUUUUGAUAACUA
Molecule: messenger RNA, 3546 nt
Organism: Passer domesticus (house sparrow)
Lineage: Eukaryota; Metazoa; Chordata; Aves; Passeriformes; Passeridae
Gene: NAMPT
Product: nicotinamide phosphoribosyltransferase
Exons: 11
Coding region: 98-1579 (493 amino acids)
Biological process (GO): NAD+ biosynthetic process
Molecular function (GO): nicotinamide phosphoribosyltransferase activity
Source: RefSeq, a predicted model, not a curated record